CUUCCAUCCUUCCAUCCUUCUAUUCUUGCUUCCAUUCCUGGGCCCUGGCCUCUUAUUGGCUGUGAAUGUGCUCUGCUCCUAUUGGCUGACAGCAGUAUAAAUACAGGGGCCGGACGCUCCACUCAGUCACACACAUAUAUAUAUACAUACAUACAUACACACACAUACAUACAUACAUACAUACAUACAUACAUACUCCGUUCACACGCAAACGCAAUGUAUUUUGCGGUGUUUUAAUCUCACGGUGUAAAAAAAAAUAUCAAACAAAUCAAAACGUGCAGAUUUUCCAUUCCCCCGAGCCUCCUGUCAGCUGCUGGCCUCGGUCAUGCGGAUCUCUCUCCUCUUCCUCUGGACCGGCUGGAUCCUGACUCUUCACACCGCAGCUCCGCGGCGUCCGCCCCGGGCGGAGGGAGGCGCGCGGCCCGGCGCGGCCCCGGCGGCGCGGCCCGGCGCCGGGGAGCAGCUCCGAGGAGGCCGCGGGAGAGCAGCUCCGACCGGUCCUCACGUCUGUGGACGUCAGUGUUGUCCUGGAUGGACGUCGUCUCCACAGACCAGGACCUGCACCAUACCCAGAUGUUUUCCUCGCUGUCACAACGGAGCACUGUGCCGGCGGCCCGAUCGCUGCAUUUGCCGGCGAGGUUUCCGCGGCUCUCGCUGCCAGUUUUCCGCGGUGAUGGGGUCUGUGCCGGGACGACCUCUGACCUCCAUCCAUCCCACCACCACCGCCGCCGUCGUCCGGCGCCUGGAUACCAGAGGUGUCCCCGAGAGGCUCCGGGUGCACGAGGUGGAGAUGAAGGCCACAGCUGAGGAAACGCUGACACAGGCCGAGUCUAAACCCGAGUUUAACGACCUCCGACUCCAGACGAGAGACGGCGGAGAGGCCUCCGUCACCUGGAGGGUGAAGACUGAGGACGUUCCUCCUCGGACUCUCCAGACGGUGUCAGGUUCUGAGAGCGAAGGUGAAAGUGUGGACCAACAGUCUGACGCAGCAGCUGAGCACCUGCAGUCGGACCCGGGUCGGAGGUCGGAGGCUGGAGAGACGAGGAGGACGGAGGAGGAGGAGGUGAAGAAGCAGCAGCAGCCGCUGAGUCUGCGGGAGGCCCAGGCGGUGCUGCUGAGGAAGACUCUGUCAAGGAGAGGAAGAGGGGACAAGAUGGCCGCCCUGCUGAUGAAGCACAUAGAGAAGGAGAGGAAGAAACUUGUCAGCGCGGCCUCCUCUUCCAACUCGUCAUCGUCCUCAUCGGUGAAAACCAGUGGGAAGAGUUUCCACACUCAGAAGGGCCAGUACACCGUCCACCUCACCACACCCACAGCUGUGCAGAGAUCUGACCUGAGAACAGUCGGCCUCCUGUGGAAAACUGAUGGAUGAGUGAUUGACGUCUGAGAAUGAAGGGAUGACUAGAUCAGACCUGAGAUCAGCUGAUGAUGUCAUGAAUCAUGCAGAUACCCAUGUUGCUGUUGCCGAACACACUUGAGACACGGAGCCAGAAAGAAUCCGUCAAAUGUUCUGGUGCGGAUCUGGACAAAGAGGCGGGGCCAGGAAAGCAGCUCUGUGUGACUGACAUGAGACCGUUUGAUUUCACGAUGAAUCAAUCAUGACAUGAAUGACAUCAUUGUUGUAGUUAUGUGCUGACACGUAGUGUGUGUGUGUGUGUGUGUGUGUGUGUGUGUCGGGACAUGAGCUCAUAGACAAACAGCAGCAGGAACAACCAGCCUUUAUUCCCCCAAAAGCAGCCCGGCCCUCAGCACUGCUGGGGCCCCUGAGCAGGGCCCCGUACUGUGGUAUCUCGAAGUGCACGGACGAUUGUUUCACUUCUUCUCCUGAGGUGUUAUACAAACCUGCAGUGGUGUUUUACAUGUUUUAGUACUACUGCAGUAGUGUUUUACAUGUAUUUUACAUGUUUUAGUACUACUGCAGUAGU
Scophthalmus maximus (turbot) is the source of this 1922-nucleotide messenger RNA. RefSeq names its product latent-transforming growth factor beta-binding protein 2-like. Gene Ontology annotation, biological process: anatomical structure development. Gene Ontology annotation, molecular function: signaling receptor binding. Gene Ontology annotation, cellular component: cell surface; extracellular region. Lineage: Eukaryota; Metazoa; Chordata; Actinopteri; Pleuronectiformes; Scophthalmidae. The record is from RefSeq and is a predicted model, not a curated record. Bases 326 to 1369 code for a protein of 347 amino acids. The transcript has 5 exons.